Molecule: messenger RNA, 1230 nt
Organism: Mustela erminea (ermine)
Lineage: Eukaryota; Metazoa; Chordata; Mammalia; Carnivora; Mustelidae
Gene: KLHDC9
Product: kelch domain containing 9
Exons: 4
Coding region: 25-1122 (365 amino acids)
Molecular function (GO): cyclin binding
Source: RefSeq, a predicted model, not a curated record
GGUGGGGGGAGGGUUGGGGGAGGCAUGGCGCUGGCGGGGUCCCCGGGGGGUGCGGGCUGGACCUGGCGGCCGGUGGCUCGGGACGCGCUGCUGGCGAGAGCCUUCCACUCGUGCACUGAGCUGCAGGGCCGCUUCUACCUGGUGGGGGGCCUCCCGGGCGGGGGGGCGACAGAGCCGAGCGGCGACACAGUGGUCUUCGACCCGGCGGCGGGACAGGCCGUGCAGCUGGGCGCCCGGGGCUGCCCGCGGCGCAGCCACCACGACGCGGCGCCCGUGGGCGGCCGCUGGCUCUGCGUGGUGGGGGGCUGGGACGGGGCGCGCCGCCUGGCCACGGUGGCCGCCCUGGACACGGAGCGCGGAGUGUGGGAGGCGUGGAGCGCGGCCCCCGGCAGCCGGUCCCCCGCCGGCCUCAGCAGCCACACCUGCACCCGCCUCUCGGACCGAGAGCUGCGGGUGGCGGGCCGGGAGGGCGGGACCCGCACUCAGCGCCGCUACGGAAGCAUCUACACGCUGAGGCUGGACCCCGGCACCCGCACCUACUGGCCCGAACUUCUGCACACCCCCAGCUAUAAGGAAGAGGGCUGCCACACGGCCUCCCGCUCGGGUCACUGCGCCGCCCUGCUCCCGACCUCGGGGCACCCCCCAGCUCACCAGCUGCUUCUCUUUGGGGGCUGCAACUCCGCGGAACCGGAAGUAGCAGGGCACUGGGGUCCCGGGAAAAUUAAGGAGGAACCACCUGCAGCGCCCCGUUUGAUGGAACAGCUUGCCAGGCUUGUGAGCACGGGGCAGGGCUCCCGGCAGGGGCCCCGGGGCCUGCGGCAUCACUCAUGCUCUGUGGUGGGGCCCUUCGCUGUGCUCUUUGGUGGAGAAACUCUGACCAGGGCCAGAGACACCAUCUGCAAUGACCUCUACGUCUAUGACACCCGUGAGGGGCGCUGGUGGAGGGGGGCAGAAGGCAAGUCCCCUUCUCUGUGGUUCCACUUCCCUAGUGCAGACCACGGGCUGAAACGUGUGGGCCAUCGGACCUGCCUUUGGAACGAUCAGCUUUACCUGGUUGGGGGUUUUGGUGAGGACGGGAGGACACCGAGGCCACAGGUUUGCGUCCUGGACCUAUUUAUCUAAAGAGCAGUGCCAAGACACAAGCCUCUGCUUUGUGGCAAACUCAUAAAGCAUCAUCCCCAGGAGCUAUCUGCCUCACUUCAAAUGCUUAUUAAAUUUCAACCUGAGAGU